CCUGUGGUGCCAGUGUCCUCAUCAGAGGUGGGCGGCAGUGAGCUCUGUUAUUUCUGCAACAAGCAUCUGGCGGAUACACUUUCCACUCCGACACGGAAUCAUGUUGAAAAUGGCCUUAAUGAGGAGGAUGAGAAGGAGAAAACUCAAAAUGGUGAACCCGUGGAGAUUUCAUCUCCUCCACACGUCUCCGUCAGAAGGAAGGGCUCGUAUAAGAUCUCCGUUGACCCUGACUUUGAAGAAUCGGCUGAGUGUCUUACUCCCACAGAGCAAAAAGACCAACCGCCAUCCAGCUCUCAUGAACCGAACAAACCCUCAGAGCUCAAUCCGGAGAGCACAGGCGUCGAGAACCAACAAAAUAACGGCAGUGCGUCCGUUCCAGUGCCGGCCCCGCGAGCGUCCAAAGCUCCACUGUACCCUCCGCUCCCAAAACCUCGUACUGUCCAUAACGUGGUGCCUCAACCCUCACAUGCCCCCAAGGAAUCAGAGCAGAACCAAGAGGAAACUCAUCACAACCUCCCGCCGGAAUCCAAAUCCAAAGAGUCCCUGCGUAAACUUCAGCUGAGCGAAGAGGAGAAGGCCGAGCUGCUCAGCCAGGAUUCAGACACGGAGACGCCCGCCUCGUCUUCUGCCGCCUCCACCUCCUCUUCCUCCAAGCAGCACGAAGGAGGUGAGGAGGAGGGCUACUGGAGCGGAGGCACCGCGACCGGGAAGAGCUUGCGGAACCGGCGCUGCAUGAGAAGGAAGAGCGAACCUCCACCUUCCACACAGUCGCAACACGGAAAGAUGCGCUCCAAGUUUUCCCCAUGGAAUCUGUCUUCACCUCGACUACAGCAGCGUUUCAGUGUCCUCAGAGUCGCACCUUCAGGACAAUCUCAGCCAGAUCAUUAUGUAUCAGGUGAUAAUGAAGACUGUGUCGACGAUGAUGAAGAGGAGGAUGAAGAGGAUCUUCAAGGAGAAGACCAUUUUUUGGAUUGCAAGGGGGCUGAUUUUGAGAUUUCUGAGUCAGAGAAACGAGAUCUAAAGAGGAUGAAAACUCUGGAGCGGAAAGCAAAGCUGAGCGAAAUCGAGCGCUUCCACAAAGCUCAGACGAUUCAGAGACGUCUGGAUGAGAUAGAAGUGACCUUUAAAGAGCUGGAGGAGAGUGGAGUGGAGCUGGAGAGAGCUUUGAGAGGAGAGGCUG
This is a messenger RNA of Sinocyclocheilus grahami, 1180 nucleotides long. Its product is annotated as protein-methionine sulfoxide oxidase mical1-like. The record is from RefSeq and is a predicted model, not a curated record. Lineage: Eukaryota; Metazoa; Chordata; Actinopteri; Cypriniformes; Cyprinidae. The transcript has 6 exons. The annotation marks the transcript as partial.